Molecule: messenger RNA, 2710 nt
Organism: Zootoca vivipara (common lizard)
Lineage: Eukaryota; Metazoa; Chordata; Lepidosauria; Squamata; Lacertidae
Gene: GPR3
Product: G protein-coupled receptor 3
Biological process (GO): G protein-coupled receptor signaling pathway
Cellular component (GO): membrane
Molecular function (GO): G protein-coupled receptor activity
Source: RefSeq, a predicted model, not a curated record
CGUCACCCGGGAGAAAGACAUGCGAAGUGAGGAGGAGCCGCCCCAGCCCCGAAGCCUGAAGUGUGAGUCACCCUCAAAAAGGGGGCUUGUUCAAGUAUAACUCCGCGCUUCUCCUUGCCAGUCUGCCAGCCAGCCAGCCUCACUGCUCUUCGGAUUGCAGCUGCAACGGAGCCUGCAGUCCGCAGCCCUCCUGGUAUAGGAGGACCGCGGGUAUCUGCAUUGAGAGAGGCGGAUUCCUUGUCCUGCAGCCACCCAAUCGGACGCGCAAGGCAGCGGACCCCCCUCCCCUCCAUCCCGAUUGAAUGUGCAGCCUCCUGUUCUGGAACAUCACCCGAGGUCACCAGAGGACAGCAUGAAAGAGGAGGUACGCCUCAAUGCCACUGAAGACCAGCAGCCCGGCUGGUUCCUGCCCAGCAAUGGCAGCAGCAAUUCCCUGUAUCUCUCCGAAGCUCCUCCUCCUCUUCCCUUGAAUCCUUGGGACGUUGUGCUUUGCGUUUCCGGGACCAUCAUCUCCUGCGAGAAUGCCAUUGUGGUGGCCAUCAUUUUCUACACCCCUGCCUUCCGGAAUCCGAUGUUCCUCCUGAUAGGGAGCUUAGCCACCGCAGACCUGCUAGCCGGCUUGGGCCUCAUCUUCCACUUUGCCUUUGUUUACUGCAUCCAGUCCCAGGUGGUGAACCUCAUCACAGUGGGCCUCUUGGUGUGCUCCUUCACUGCCAGUGUGGGCAGCCUCCUGGCCAUCACCAUAGACCGGUACCUGUCCCUCUACAAUGCGCUGACGUACUAUUCAGAACGGACGGUGACCCGGACGUACAUCAUGCUCAUCCUCACCUGGGGGGUCUCCAUCUGCUUCGGACUGCUGCCCGUCAUGGGCUGGAACUGCCUGAAGGAUCACUCCACCUGCAGCAUCGUCAAGCCGCUGACCAAGAACAACCUCAUCAUCCUCUCCAUCUCCUUCUUCAUGAUCUUUGCCAUGAUGUUGCAGCUCUACGUGCAGAUCUGCAAGAUCGUCUGCAGGCAUGCACAGCAGAUUGCCCUCCAGAGACACUUCUUGGCCACUUCGCACUACGUCACCACCAGGAAAGGCAUCUCCACCUUGGCUGUCAUCCUGGGGACUUUUGCUUCCUGUUGGCUCCCCUUUGCCAUUUACUGCCUCCUCGGAGAUUACACGUACCCAGCUCUCUACACCUAUAUGACAAUACUCCCGGCUACCUACAAUUCCAUGAUCAACCCUGUGAUCUAUGCCUUCAGGAACCAAGAAAUCCAAAAAGUCUUGUGGACUAUCUGCUGCGGCUGCAUUUCUUCCACCAUGCCUUUCCGAUCCAGAUCGCCCAGUGACGUCUGAGUCAUCACACUCCCAAGGAUCCUGCGCUGCUCAAAGACUAAUUCGCAAAAAUCCUUCCCCCCUCCUUCAUUUCUUCCCUUCCUAAUGUCCUUUCCCUCAUGUGAGUGAACUUGCCGUUUUGUCUUUUUAUUUAUUUUUCACUUAGGGAAAGAAGAGAGAAAUAUAUAUCAUUUAUUUUUUUAAUUCAUACAUUUUAAAAAAAACUCAAAUGUGUUUCGGACAGAUUGGUGUGUGUGUGUGUGUGUGUGUGUGUGUGCGUGCGCGUGCGUGCGCGUGCGUGUCUGUGUGUUAGUUACAUGUCCAAAAUCUGAUGUCAGUUGUUUGUUUGAGAUCUUUGUAAUGCAUUAUUUUCUUAAAUGGGAAGAAACCUCAAGACCUUUUGACCUUGCUUUUUGAGUUCCUACAGCCUUAAUUACCUCAGAUCUUCAGAAAAUAUUUUUCUACAUUUAGACAAAUUCCAUUGUAUCCCCCUCUCCAUCUUUUAUUUCUCCUACCCCACCCAACUGAAGGAAGAAGAGAGAGACCCGAAAUUCGCCAGCUUCUAAAAUAAAUGUACACAUUAUUUAUUUGUAUUUUCCAGCUUUUAGACACAAAAUAGAUUUUCCCCUGUUCUGUAUUUUGCUGCCCUCUGGUGUUCAUUCUGUUUUAAUGCACAUAAAAAUACGAAGGUGGGUGAACAGGGAGAGAGGAGGGUUAUUUUGCAUGUCUAGCAAAGCCAGUAUUAACAAAUGGAAUGUAUAACUAUUAGCUAUAAACAAUGUGAGUUGAAAGAGAUUAAUAUGUUGCUAGGGCUACAAUCCUAGACACAUUUACCAGAGAGCAAGUCCCACAGAACUCAGUGGGACUUACAUCUAAGUAGGCAUGCCUAGGAUCAUGCUGUCAUGAACCUCAGAGGUAAUACUCUAAAAUAAGUGAUUUAAGGAUCACAGUCAUUGCACUAGAAACUGUCAUGCACAGGAGAAGAGGGGGCAUUUCUGACUAUGGGGAAACAGAAAAGCCAACAUUGAAAACCAUGGAUCACAUAGUCUAUAAAUCAACCUUUCUCAACCUGGUGCCCUCCAGAUGUUGUUGGGCAAAAGCUCCCAUUGUCCCAAGCAUUGGCCAUCUGGGGGGGUUAUGUCGAGUAACAUCCAGGAAGGGGCUGGGGCAAGCUGAUCUAUAUACUUUAUUUCCUCCCCUGCUCCUCUGAAUUUGCACAAAUCCUGGCAAGGACAUUAAUGUAACAAGGCACUUUUGGAAAUCUGAUGUUUUUACUACUGCGUUGCAGAGCAGCUUAUAGAAAAGGCUCUGUAUGAGUUGAGAAGUACUGUACACUUUUGUUUACAGCCAUCAGAGAAAUAAAGAUAAUUUUGUGAUACACAUGGCUGC